AUGCCCUUAUGAUAAUAAUCGACUAAAUUUGAAAAUCCAAUAACAAAAAUUUUAUUAGGGUUAUUUUUAUCCAAGAAUUCUCUUACGAUUUUGUGUAUUUAAAAAUUAUCUUUUAAUUAAAAUUAUUGGAUAACUAAAAAUCAUUAUGAAAUUGUAUCGUCGUAUAUGUGGGUAUGCCACUUCUGCUGUAAAACAAGAUGUACAAUAUCAAAUACCAAUAGCUGUGCGUUCCCUCAAAUCCAAUCCGAUUGAUCAUAAUCAAAAUGAUGUAUCCAAGUUCUAUACAAUUGAACCAAAAACAGUUAGUAAAAUAUUUCAAUCAGGCGGUCUACCAAAACCAUUUGUAGAACAGACUCAAGUAUUUGCCGAAACAGCUUUGAUGAUCCGUAAACCAGCUUUAGAAGUUAUCAACAACUUAAAAAUUGCUAACUAUGAAAAACCAGCUGUUCGCUAUCUAAUGUAUGGUAAAACUGGAAGUGGAAAAUCUCUUAGUCUUGCCCAUAUUCUUCACUAUGCACAUACUGCUAAGUUUAUACUAUUUCAUAUUCCAUAUGUACCAAUCUGGUUGAAGUAUGAUCGAAAAGAAGUUACCUGGUCUUCAACUAAAGAAGGCUUUGCUGAUAUACCAUUAGUUGCAGCGCAGUGGUUAAAACAUUUCCUCCAUCAAAAUGAAACCAUAUUACAAGAACUUAAUCUUACAACAAGCAAAGAAUAUACUUGGAGUAUUCGAGAGACAACACCUCCAGGAAGCACAUUAAAAGAUUUAAUUACUCAUGGAAUCAAUAGAGCUAAAUAUGCAUGUGACAUUAUGGAUAUUCUACUAAAUGAAUUAAAGAUGCAUUGUACAAACAAUAAGUGUAAAAUGAUAGUAGCAAUAGAUGGGUUUAAUGCUUUUUUCAAUGAGAAAACUGAUUUGAAAACAGAAGACCGUGUCAAAGUGAAACCCCAACAAAUUACUAUGGUUCAAACUGGUUUAUCAGCUGUAAAGUCGGAUUGGAAUAAUGGUGCUAUAGUUAUGAUUACAUCUCCUAGAGCAUCUUUAAAUACUAGAAGAGAAUCACACUUACCUAUUUACCUCAUUGGACGUGAAGGAUUUCAACUGAUAGAUCCAUUUAUCCCCAUAAUGGUACCAGAACUUGAUAAGAUAGAAUUCAAUAAUAUGUUAGACUAUUAUGAAGAAAAAAGAUGGUUACAGAAACCAGGAGGUAGGCAAGAAUUGGAGUUUCUCUCUUCAAGAUUACCUGCUGAAUUAAUGAUCCGUUGUGCUCCACUUUAAUAAUAAUAUUUUUGUUGCUUUGUUUCUUGUAAUAUAGAAUAGAAAUUUUGUAUUUAAA
Messenger RNA from Daktulosphaira vitifoliae (grape phylloxera), 1334 nucleotides. RefSeq names its product 28S ribosomal protein S29, mitochondrial (gene mRpS29). The transcript is spliced from 8 exons. Gene Ontology annotation, biological process: apoptotic process. The record is from RefSeq and is a predicted model, not a curated record. Bases 146 to 1276 code for a protein of 376 amino acids. Lineage: Eukaryota; Metazoa; Arthropoda; Insecta; Hemiptera; Phylloxeridae. Gene Ontology annotation, molecular function: structural constituent of ribosome. Gene Ontology annotation, cellular component: mitochondrial ribosome; mitochondrial small ribosomal subunit.